Messenger RNA from Monopterus albus (swamp eel), 2836 nucleotides. Its product is annotated as piggyBac transposable element-derived protein 4. Bases 391 to 2586 code for a protein of 731 amino acids. Lineage: Eukaryota; Metazoa; Chordata; Actinopteri; Synbranchiformes; Synbranchidae. The transcript has 4 exons. The record is from RefSeq and is a predicted model, not a curated record.
AUAAAUAUCAAUUAAUACUUGUUGGGGAAAAAACUAAGGAAAAAGUUCAUCUCGUAAAGGAAGCUUUUGUUAAUGAAGCAAUUUCCCAAAUUUCUGCUAUCAGAAAAUCUGAGUGCUUUGCCAUCUGUAAACAGAAAAGACGUGCUCUAGUAGAAGGGGGUGGGGGCGCAGUAGACACUAUUCUUCUGUUCGGUUAUCUGUUACGGGAGAAACUAAAUGUGGGGUCUGGCUGGAAGGAAGCAGCGACUGUCAGCAGGCUUCCCCCCCGCAAAGCGCAAUGCUUCCCCCCUCCUGUAGGGGGAAGCAUUGCGCUUUGCGGUACAGCCUGCCGGAAGACCAGCAGAAGGGAGGAAGAAGAGGAAGGAGGAGGAAGACAAACAGAAUCAGAACAUGGAUUUCACUGAGCUGGCUCGCUGUAGAACCAGGAACGAGGACCCGAGUUUAACUGAUCACAACUACUGCAAAACUGGAAUUAAAGAUGAGAGUCAUGAUCCGGAUUUCAUCGACCAGCACAUCUGUAAAAGCGAAAUUAAAGAGGAGAACCAGGACUCGGAACUCAUGGACCAGGGUCUCCAUCAAGUUGUAAUAAAGGAGGAGAAACAUGACUCGAUUUUCAUUGAACAGGACUAUUACAAAAUUGAAGUUAAAGAGGAGAAUCAGGACCGGGAUCUCAUCGACCAGGGCCACCACAAGAGCGGAAUGAAUGAGGUGAACCGGGACCAGGAUCACCGGAGCAGCGAGCCCGCCAAAAGUUACAGAGCCGGCUCGCCCUCUGGUCCCAGCGACCAACAGGGGCCUCCGGAGUCCGGAGACGACAACGACUCUGCCAGUGUCGACUCUGUGGAGGAGCUGCCGUACUCGGACAAGGCCGAAUCUUUUCUCAGCAGUGAUUCUGAUGUGGAUUGGGAACCAGACACCAAGAGGACACACACCUCCCUCCACAGCACCUCUGAAGAAUCAUCUGAUGACGAUCUUCCUCUGCCAAAAGCAGCUGGAGAGACACUGUCCAGAGGCAGAGGCAGGGGCAAGGAGAAGCAGGCAAAGCCCUCCAGCAGCACAGCAAACAGGUGGCACGGUGUGGAGGACGAUGACGCUGAGCCACCGCAGCCUGUCUUCAGACCUGCACGAAUACCUGGGCCCCAGCUGAAAAGAACUGCAUCCUACACUCCACUGCAGCUGUUCCAGCUAUUUUUUUCUUCAGAGGUCAUGCGGACAGUUUUGGCAAAUACAAACAGGUAUGGUGCCAAGCGACACGAGGGAAGGAACAAUAACUGGAGGAAAGUGUCCCUCCAGGAGCUCUGUUCAUAUCUGGCGUUGGUCAUAUACAUGGGGCUAGUGAAGUGCACGGCUCUGACCGACUACUGGAGGACGUCACAGCUGUAUAAACUGCCCCUGCCUGCGUCCCUCAUGUCGCUGAGAAGGUUCCUAGGAAUCACAGCUGCUCUCCAUCUGAGUGACCCAAAGGUGGAUGCAGAGAAUGAGCAAAAGAGGGGAACUGCAGCCUUUGAUGGCCUAUGUAAGAUCAAACCCAUCUAUCCACAGAUUGUGGAAGCCUGCAAGACUCACUUUCACCCCACACAAAGCAUCACUGUGGAUGAAAGGAUGGUCACUUCCAGAGUCCGGUCAGGACUCAAACGAUACAUGAAGAACAAGCCCACAAAAUGGGACUACAAACUGUUUGUCCUGGCAGACUCCAGCUGCGGAUACACGUGGAACUUCUUUGUGUAUGAGAGCAAAGCAGUGGUUGAGAAUGGCAAGGGGCUCAACUAUGACUCAGUCAUGAAUCUGCUGGAUGAGAAGCUGCUGGGCACUGGCUACAAACUGUUUGUGGACAACUUCUUCACCAGUCCAAGUCUUUUCAGAGACCUCCUCCAAAACAGGAUUUGGGCUUGUGGUACUAUGCGUCCAUUUGGUCUUCCCAAAACCGUGGUUAACUCCAUGCCGUCAAACGCUCCCAGAGGCACUGUACGGUGGAUUCGGGAAGACGGCCUUCUCUUUGUUAAGUGGAAAGACACCAGGGAGGUCCUGCUGUGCUCCACUUUCCACAGAGCAUUUGAGGGAGACACGGUCCAGAGGCAGGUGAGAGGGGACGACGGUCAGUGGUCAGUCGUGAACAUCCCCGUUCCAGCUGUGGUCAAGGAGUACAAGAGGGGGGUGGGAGCCAUGGACAUUUCUGAUGCCCUCAUCAGCUACUACAACAUCCUCCACAAGACCAAAAAGUGGUACAAAACAUUUUUUUACCACUUUGUGGACAUUGCAGUGGUGAAUGCUUUCAUCCUGCAUCGCCACAUGAGAAGAGCCAAUGGUGACGAGCCCAUGACUCAGAAGGCCUUUCGGGAGACCCUGGUGUUGGAGCUCGGAGCCUGUAGCCACAGCCUUGUCUCAACAUCGGCCUCAACUUCUACCCCAACAUCUGCCUCAGCCAAACACCGGCCGAAAUACAUUUCUGAAGACAGCAAAACGAGGCGCAGGUGCCGGCGCUGCCACCAGAAGACGCCCUAUGUCUGCUUGGCGUGCAUGGUUCCCUUCUGCAUGCAGCCACAGAGAGACUGUUUCAAUGACUGGCACGAUGAACAGGGACUGUAAGGACUGCGGGGCCCAGACUGGGACUGGCCUCUGUGGAAACAGAAUGUUUUGGAUUGAUGUUUUUAGUCAUUUGUUAUUUUUUGUCUGUACAGAGUAAAUAGUAUACAAAUACUUCUACAAUUUUUUCACUUCAUUUUUGUGAAAUAAACAUUUUCUAAACAUUCUAUUGAUUUGUACAAAAAUAUGGUAUCAACAUCACAAAAUAUCUGUUGUGUUUUGUACAGAUUAAACAUUAAAAUGCAGGGGAUGA